Megalops cyprinoides (Indo-Pacific tarpon) is the source of this 1379-nucleotide messenger RNA. RefSeq names its product intraflagellar transport 46 homolog (Chlamydomonas) (gene ift46). Gene Ontology annotation, biological process: cilium assembly; intraciliary transport. Gene Ontology annotation, cellular component: motile cilium; intraciliary transport particle B; centrosome. Bases 33 to 1082 code for a protein of 349 amino acids. NCBI's taxonomy places the organism in Eukaryota, Metazoa, Chordata, Actinopteri, Elopiformes, Megalopidae. The record is from RefSeq and is a predicted model, not a curated record. The transcript has 12 exons.
CACGGGUGACGACGGUAAACACCUUCGCGUUCAUGGAGAGAGCUGAACGACAAAAGACCAAGCUGAUCACUAACCAGCCCUACGACGAAAGCUUGGAGGUGAAUGAUUCGGAAGAGGUCGCCAGUGUGUACACUCCAACUCCUCGGCAGACAGUAUCUCGAAAGUCUAGGAGGCAGCAACGCGCCAUGGCCAACAACAGCAGUGAUGAGGAUAGCAAGCCCAGAAAGAAAGAUUCCCAGCCAGCCCCACAACAGGGCUUGAGUGAGAAUGAAGAAGAUGAGGAGGAUGAUGACGACGACGAUUCUGAUGAGACAGAGUCUGACGAAGACGAAGGGGAGCCUGGGUCUGCCCCUGAAGGGGCUUAUGACCCCGCAGAUUAUGAGCACCUUCCUGUGACUGCUGAGAUCAAAGAGCUGUUCCAGUACAUCACACGGUACACUCCACAGACUAUUGAGCUUGACCACAAGCUGAAACCAUUCAUUCCUGACUUCAUCCCUGCAGUGGGUGACAUUGACGCCUUCCUCAAGGUUCCUCGGCCAGAUGGCAAACUGGACAACCUGGGUCUGCUGGUUCUGGACGAGCCCUGCACCAAACAGUCAGACCCGACUGUGCUGUCUCUGUGGCUCUCAGAGAACAGCAAGCAGCACAACGUCACGGAGGUGAAAGUGAAAAGUCUGGAGAACCCGGAGAAAAACCCGAAAGCAAUCGAUAACUGGAUCGAGAGCAUCGGAGAGUUACACCGCUCCAAGCCCCCUGCCACCGUACACUACACCAGGCCCAUGCCUGACAUUGACACUCUGAUGCAAGAAUGGCCCCCUGAAUUUGAGGAGCUGCUUGGGAAAGUGAGCUUGCCCACAGCGGACAUAAACUGUGACUUGGGAGAGUACAUUGACAUCAUCUGUGGCAUCUUGGACAUCCCUGUCUAUAAGAGUCGAAUUCACUCCCUCCAUGUGCUGUUCACCCUCUAUUCUGAAUUCAAAAACUCACAGCACUUCAAAGCCUUGGCGGAGGGCCAGAAGUCUGACACGCCGUCAGCGCCCCGCUCGGGCACGGGGGAACCGGAGACACUGACGCUCGACUGAGAAGGGGGCCGUGCCUGCCCAACCCCCCCACUCACUGCACCGUGCGGAACACACAGCCCCUGCAGGGUGGGGUCAGUCCAUUCUGCUAACGGAUGCACUACCAACAGAUGUGUUGUGUGUCAGACACUGGGGUUUGAUGGACAAGCAUGGAAGAUGGAGGGGGAACCGGGCCAUCGAUGCACAAGAGCUUUAUAGAAAAGCAACACCAAUAUUCUUACAUAUCCUGAAGACUCUUCUAAUUGUUGGUCCUUUCUCAUAAAAAUAUCAGUGUAAUAUUCUGCUUUAUUCUCCCUUAUU